Molecule: messenger RNA, 3254 nt
Organism: Paramecium pentaurelia
Lineage: Eukaryota; Ciliophora; Oligohymenophorea; Peniculida; Parameciidae
Source: the annotation of a GenBank genome assembly
AUGAGUUAUGAGGAAGAUCAAGAAAAAUUGCUUAACAAUGAAGAUAAAAACGAUAAAAUAGGAUUUAAGACAUACAAUUUUGGGAAUAGAGAUAAGAGAGAAACUUAUGAUGAUUAAUCUGGUCCAUCAAAAUUUGAUGCAAUUGUCAUACUGAUUUUAGUAAUUAUGAUUGGAUUAUCAGGAUUUGGAUUGCUAAAGCAUUAUAAUGGUAAGGUUGUUUAAUUAAUAGAUUAGUUUUAAUUCCAUCGAAACUUAAUGAUAAGGAUGUACGUGGUGCAUUAUAAAAUAUUAAUUAAAAAGACACAACUUUAUAGGAUGUAUAUAAUAAAUUCAGUGAUGGAGUCUAGACUAUUGGAGAUAGUAAAGCACCAAAAGAGGAUGAAAUAGCAAUAGAUAGUGUUUUGGAUAGUUAUAUCUCAAAAAUUGAAUAAUACAAUGAUGUGCGUACUGAUUGGGUAGAUGAUGAUGAUGAAAUCAAUAAAAAAAUAGAAGAAAAAUUAGAAGAAUAAUAAAAUGUUGUUUAGGAUUUGGAAGAACUUAUAAUUUAAUAAGAAUCUGAUAUCUAAAUUCUAAAGCCUGUGUUUUCUAAAAAUAUUUAUACAUAUAAAGAAUUAUAAAAUGGAAUAAAAAUUUUGUUAAUUUAAUCAACAACAGAGGGUAUUCAUUUGACAAUUACUUUAAAUAUUGGAAAAAAGAAUGAUCCAGAAGAUAAACCUGGAUUGACAGAACUAUUAUUUAGAUGUCUAUAAACCAAUUUUUUCAUAGAAAUUUUUAAUAAUUAUACUACUUUAACAGUUUAAUUAAGUUUAUUUGAAGAAUUGAAUGCUAAAUUUUAAGAAUUGUACAACAUAUUAACAAAACCAUAAUUUAUAGAUAUUGAAAAAAAUGCUAAAGAUUUAUUUGAUGAUUUAAUGCUUGAUUCAAAAUCUGGUGAUUUAGAAUAUGUAAGUGAUUUUUUGAAUCAAUAAUCAUAAUUAAAUGAACUAAAUAUUUUAAAUGUAGAUUCUGAAUAAUUAUACUAAUAAUAUAUAUCUCAUAUUUCAGCUGAUACUAUAAGUAUAGUUUUUAAAACCUAAGAAGAAUAGGAAAAGAUUUUAGAUAAAUUAUUUUAAUCAGAUUUAACUAGAUUAAAAAACUUACAUAGAUUUUAAUAACCAAUCUUUUAAAAUAAAUAUCCUUUAGGUAGACAUAUUCUAAAAUUUAAAAGUGAUACAGAAGUAUUGACAUUAUUAUCUAUGAGUGAUCAAUUUAGUUGUUAAAGAUUCUUAGCAUACUUAUUACCAAAACCAUUUUAUGGUGCAAUGUGGUAGAAUCAUCUACUUAUAACAUUAGAUAUAGAUUUAAGUAAUGUUUUAAAUUCCAUAAAUAAAUUAAUCUAAUUUUUAGAUUAUUUAAAACAAGCAGAUGAAACCUAACUUUAAUAUUUAUAUUCUUAAAUGUUAGCAACAGAAGAAUUAAUAUUUAAUACAAAAUAUGAAGAAAAUCUUAUCUCUACUGGAUAGAAUCUAUUUUCAGAUCCUAUUUAUGCUUUAAAAGGAUAGGAAAGUUUACCAAUAUUUGAUAAAGAUGAAUUCGAUUAAUAUUUAUCAAAUUUAGCUAAUAAUUUUAUUGUUUUGAUUGGAAGUGAGAAUUUUCAAUACAAUUCAACUUAUGAAUCAUAAAAGGAUGAUUCAAUAUUUAUAUUGGAUGCUAUUCUAAAUAAAAUACAUUAAGGAUUUACAUAUGAUUUAAAGCCUUUAGUAAAAUUAUUUGAACUUAACAAUUAAUAUUAAUUCUAAUUACCUGCUAUAAGUCCAUUCUUACCUGAAAAUCUUGCAAUUAUAUCAGUUUGUUAAGAGCCUGUAUAUAAAAUAUAAGGAUUUGGAUUUUAAUAAGUUGAUGAUUUAAGUUUAACAGUAAAAGAUGGUAAAUUUGAUGGAUCAAGAGAACCUAAAUUUGAAACAGUUGAAUAUGUUUGUGAAUUUCCAUUACCAGACUUUUAAGUUGAUUGUUUAGAAAAAGAGAAAAAUGCUUAAUUUUCAUUAACACCAUUUUAAAUUGCUAGUAAUGUGUGGUGGAAACCUAGUAGAUUGGGUGCAAUGGUAUUCACUGGAUUAUUUAUUGAAAAGCCUGAAUCUACAUUAGCUUAAGGUAAAACAAUGUUGAAAUUAUUAUAAAAAUAUUAUACAGAAUUGUCAAAAAGAUUAUUUUAAUAAGAAUUUUUAUUUGGAUAUGAAUUAUCUUUCAAAGAGACAAUAAAUGGUUUAAAUGUUUAGAUGCUUAGUUAUUCAGAAAAACAAUCAGAAUUUUAAGAUAAAGUAUUUGAUUUGAUGGGUAUAGAUGAUGAAUAAUUAUUUUAUUAUGUAAAAGAUUUACUGAAUAAAGAUAUCAAGAGAUUCCAUGAUUAGAAAUUGUCACUUUUGACAUAACAAUAUUAUUUACCAAAGAUUAUGUUAAGACCAAUUAAUACUCCAUAAGAAAUAAUAAAUGUAUUAGAUGAAGUGGAUUAUCAAAAAUUCUUAGAAUUUUAAGGUUCUCUCUUGUCAAGCAAAAUAGAAGUGUUAAAUAUUGGUAAUAUAUUACCAAAUGACAGUGCAUUUGAAGACUCUUAAGAAACUUAUUUGACUAGAACAUUAAAUUUAAAGGGAUAAAAUCUAAAAUAUAUAGUAUAAAGAGAAUCAAAUAAUGAUAUGACUUCAUCAGUACUCAAUUAUUAUUAAACAGGAUUGAAAAAUAUAGAAACAACUUCUAAAUUAUAUUUCUAUGCAGAUUUCUUAUAAUCUUAUUCAAACAAUUAUUUUAAAAUGGGUUAAUAAGUUUUAAUUAAGAGAAAACCAUUAGGAUGUGCAGAUGGAUUAUAAGUAUAUAUGUAAGGAGUUCUACCAUCAGAAGGGAAUGAAGAAAUUGAAAAGUUUUUAAAAUAAGCUAAUUUGGAUUUGAGUAAUUUACAAGAUGAGGACAUUUUGGAAUAGAAAUUAUAUACAAUAAAUAAAUUAUAUAAUGAGAUUAAAUUUAAAUCUUUAUAGGAAGAGGGUUAAUUUAUAUGGGAUAAGAUUGUUAAUAAGAAUUAUGCAUUUAAUGAGAUUUAAGAUGUAAUAAGAUAUUUAGAUGAUGCAUUUCCAUAGAAACUUAGAGAAUGUGCAAAUUUAGUAAUGUAAGGUUAAAUGAGUGUAUAAGUGUAUGCAGUAGAUUAAUCAAUUGAAAACACAGACGGGAUUUAGAGUCUAGAAUAGUUAAUUGAUCAAGAUGUUUAUGAAUGUUUUUUUACAUUGUGA